Ylistrum balloti is the source of this 2675-nucleotide messenger RNA. RefSeq lists its product as uncharacterized. The record is from RefSeq and is a predicted model, not a curated record. Gene Ontology annotation, biological process: protein ubiquitination. The transcript has 19 exons. NCBI's taxonomy places the organism in Eukaryota, Metazoa, Mollusca, Bivalvia, Pectinida, Pectinidae. Gene Ontology annotation, molecular function: metal ion binding; ubiquitin-protein transferase activity. The coding region runs from base 88 to 2331 and encodes 747 amino acids.
UAGAACCAAAAGGGAAGUGAGGUAUAUACUACAAAAUGUGACUCGAUUUAUUGGGAAGCUGUGUAGAACAGGUUAUUCCUGAGGACCAUGACGACUGUAAUGAGGCGAACACCACAAAUGAAACGUGUGGGAACAAAAACAUUGUCUGGUGAAGACCUUCUAAACGAGAUUCAUACUAUUCGCCAUGUGUUGGAGAAAGUGGAGGAAACUAAUAGGAAAGUCUUGGAACAAAUUGAAACCCGGCAAAAGAAGACGCCAGUGCUUGAAGAUGCUCCACAGAAAAUUGAAGACAUGGGGAGCAGAGCCAGAAUGUUAACACAAAAGAUGGACACAAGGGACAAAAGUUUGAGAGAUCUAGAAAUAUCUGUAAACGUAAUGUGUGGUAGAAUCGAUGAUGUUAUAAACACAAUCGAUAAAGCUAAACAAGCAGAAGGUCAUAUAAACGAUGUUGUAAAGAAAAGGGUAACGGAAAGUAGUGUAAGGAACAGAGAAUUGAGAGACGCAAACGUCCAAAGUAAUUCUAAACUCCACGACAAGCACUUGCGAAGGACUGAUGAUCCGGCACACGUUCAAAAGAAAAAGCAAAACGAUGGAAAAAACAAACAAAGGAACACUAAGGAACAGACGCCAGAUCCCGUGGAUGACUUACCAUCAGUUGUCUGCUUAUCCGGUUUUAAAAGACGUCUGACACAAGAGGACACUGACAAUAGACAUAACGCAGACAAGCUGGCCGAACAGAGACAGCGACCACGUACUAGAGAAUCAGAUUCUGAUGAAGCUAAUGUAAACAUUAAAAACACAUAUGUCCGUAUCAAGGCACAGGAGGCUAGAUUCGAGGCAGAUUUCAAGAGGAUUCCUGGUUUAAGUGCUGACAGUCUUGUUGGAGGUGAGGGUGGCGCUCUCCUGGCUGAUCUUGUGUGGCAGCAGUGGCAUUCAUACGCUGAAGAGGAAAAAAACAAAGAUUCCCAGCGUCACAUUGUUCGAUGUAAGGGCCCUGAUGUUGUUCUGUGUUUAGACAUAUCUCAGAGCAUGGAAGGAGCACCAUUUGAGGAAAUGAUGUCGUUCGCAAUGAAAUACGUCGAAGGGGUUGAACAGGUGUCACACAUUUCUGAUCUGACAGAGAAUAUAUCAGUAACAACCUUUGGAUGUGUCACAAAAGUGUGGAUCCAUCUUACAUCCAAUUAUAGUGCCGUAAAAGCCACCCUGCGAGAAAUAUGGUCUUUGAUUCCAAGAGGUCGAAGCCCAAUUGGAGGCGGUCUACUUGUAGCCCUUGCUGGUUGUCUUGGUAACGCUGAUGUAAUCUCUGUUGGGGAAAUUCCGAUCCUCGCGAGAAUCAUCUUGAUAUCUGACGGGAAAGGUACACCUGAUCACAUCAAGACCGGACCAGAUCUGAUGAGAGCUGAGGAAGAGGACAUGCGGUCCAGUUUACGGGUCGACGGAAAUCUUCAACAAGUAUCAAAGAAUUUAAAGAAGCGACGAAACAUUGUUUAUUGUGUACCGGUGGGAAAUGCGAACACGAGAACGUUGGAAGAGAUUUCAAAAUGUACCGGAGGAAAAGUGUUCAGUCCAAUAAAACGCGACCGGUUAGUGGAUUGGUCCAAACUGACAGUCCGUGCGGCUUCGCUGUGUAAGAAAGUCCUAGAACUAGUUCCGGGCAAGAGUUCGGAAGAAACUGACGCGUUAUUAAAAGUAUUUUUGAAUGAUUAUUUACCCAUGCAGUCUCAGGAAGACAAGGAGGAUAUAGUAAGUAUAGCUGGCGAAUUAAUGAUAAAGUUAGAUGAUGCAGAAGACGAGCAUCUGACCUCAGAACACGACCCUGAUCUCCCGCCGCUUGGAACACGUGUACGGCGGGGUCCUGGCUGGCACUAUCCUGACCAUCAGGACAACAAGGGUCCAGGAACAGUUUGUAAUCAUGGAAAGACCGGCAUGGUUUGGGUGGAAUGGGACAAUUCACACAGAAACUGUUACAAUUACAAAGAUGGUAUUCGUGAGGUCGUAUCCGUGACGGAAAAGAGAGUUCUGAGAAGGGACGAAAUGAUUGCUCCCGGUUGUUAUGUCAAACGAGGUGAUAACUGGAGUAAGGGUGAUGAAGACGGAGGACCGGGGACGAUGGGCGUGGUCACCAGGGUGCAUCAACACGGAACAGUUAUUGUUCGAUGGCCAAACAAAAAAUUUAGUGAGUACAAGUUCGGGUCAGAAGGAUUGUUCGAAGUACAAGUCUGCGCGGACGAGACCCAUUCUACCCCAACACUGGAAGGAGGUUCAGAUUCAUACAUGGCACCAGACGGCGAGGGGCUUAGAAUAGAAUCUUUCCUUCCACCUCCACAAUAAUGCAGCCUAACACAGAACGUCCCGGACAGAAUCAGCACGCAGUUAAUGUUUUAACGAGACCCAUACCUAAAAAGGCCGCCGACGACAAUAAUUUCUCACUGCUGUUUUUGUAUAAUAAUAACCAUUCAUGUUGUUGAGUCAAUGACUUAUUUAGAAAACAAAAUUGCCAUGUUUUGGAAAGAAGAUAUUAUACGUGAAGAUUGUCCUGAAUUGGAUAUUUCACAUUGUUUUCUGUAUAGUCUUUAUAUUUUACAAUAAAAUUGGCUCAUAUUAGCCAGAUUAUGUAACUUUUAAGUUCAAUCAUUGAUCAUAUUAUAGUUUGUAUUGGAGCGGAAACAUUCAUA